AUGGUUUUCCCGCUCUUGGCGAAAGUCUUCAACUCGAUCGUAUGGUGUUCGCAACCGCUACUCUACACCGAGUCUACGCCAACUGCCGUCCGUAACGUCUUUUGUGGUGUAGUUGGCUUCCUUGGCGACAUGGGAUCUGUUCUUGCUCCCUAUUUGAAGAGACUUGAAGCAUUUCAUAAGUCAGCACCGACAUUACUGAUAGCAGUGAUGUCGAUUUCAUCUGCUGCCUUAGUACUCAUGAUGCCGGAAACAAAAGACAGAAAACUGCCAGAAGACAUCAACGAUUUCGAGCUAGGACCCUUACUGAAGUGCAUUAAAAAGAAGAAAAAAGUCACGGAAGAGGAAGAGGUAAUGAAAGAGAAACCUCCUUUAGUGGAUAUCCGAAACAAAUCUAACUUGCCUACUGCUUAUUAG
Messenger RNA from Haemonchus placei, 414 nucleotides. The record is from the annotation of a GenBank genome assembly. Lineage: Eukaryota; Metazoa; Nematoda; Chromadorea; Rhabditida; Trichostrongylidae.